Messenger RNA from Brassica rapa (field mustard), 1251 nucleotides. RefSeq names its product ras-related protein RABE1c. Gene Ontology annotation, molecular function: GTP binding; GTPase activity. NCBI's taxonomy places the organism in Eukaryota, Viridiplantae, Streptophyta, Magnoliopsida, Brassicales, Brassicaceae. The record is from RefSeq and is a predicted model, not a curated record.
UCAAGUCAUUGUAAUUCUAGAAAUAUGUUGUAGUGGAAUUUGGUUGGCAAAAGAGUAGCUUAUAAGCAUAUAUCUCUAUACCUCACCCAAGUUGCCUCAUAUUUUGUAUUUACAAGCUUAUAAAAAAGGCCCAUUCAUGCUUUCUGGGCCAGACUACGCUAUCUCUCCCUCUCUUCGCGGUUUCAGAUGCUAACUUACGCCGGAGGUAAAAUAUCGAAGAAGAAGGGCGUAGUAUAAUAAAGAAGCAGAAGUUAAAUCAGAACAAGCGUAUUUUAGCCUUCCACCAUUUCAAAACACUCUCUCUCUCGUUCGUUCUUCUGUGCUCAUCAUCACUAUCACCACGCUCUCGUCUCUGCAUCAUAUCAUCUGAUUCGAUGGCUGCCCCACCAGCUAGAGCUAGAGCCGAUUACGACUAUCUCAUCAAGCUUCUCCUCAUCGGUGAUAGCGGUGUGGGUAAAAGUUGUUUGCUGUUGAGGUUCUCUGAUGGCUCCUUCACCACUAGCUUCAUCACCACCAUUGGAAUUGAUUUUAAGAUAAGAACUAUUGAGCUUGAUGAUAAACGCAUCAAGCUCCAGAUUUGGGACACUGCUGGUCAAGAACGUUUUCGCACCAUCACCACUGCUUAUUACCGUGGGGCAAUGGGCAUUUUGCUGGUGUAUGAUGUCACAGACGAAACUUCCUUCAACAGUAAAAUUCUCUUCUUUGGUCUUUUUACGUUUCUGCUUUGUUCUGGAUCUGUUUUCUUGAUCUUAUUUGCAGACAUCAGGAACUGGAUUCGUAAUAUCGAGCAGCACGCUUCAGAUAAUGUCAACAAGAUCUUGGUAGGGAACAAAGCUGAUAUGGACGAGAGCAAGAGGGCUGUGCCAACAUCGAGGGGUCAAGCACUUGCUGAUGAAUACGGAAUCAAGUUCUUUGAAACAAGUGCUAGAACAAAUCUGAAUGUGGAAGAAGUUUUCUUCUCGUUAGCAAAGGACAUUAAGCAGAGACUCACUGAUACUGACUCCAGAGCUGAGCCUGCGACGGUUAGGAUGAGCCAAACAGAUCAGGCGUCUGGAUCCGGACAAGCCACGCAGAACUCUGCAUGCUGUGGAACUUAAAAGGUCCGAAGUUGAAGUGGAGUGGGAAAGAAACUAAUUUGUCAUGAGGGUAGUAGAAUCUUCUCAAAUUGAUUUGAUAUCAGAUUCUGUGGCUAGAUUGCUAAACUCUUGCUCAUAACUCAAAAUCAUUUCUUAGCUUUUGCUUUCUCUGUUA